AUGCCUGAAGCGCGAACUGAGGGCGAAUGCACCAGUCUGCCGGAUGGUCGCCUCAUCAUCGCGGGAGGACUGAGUCGAGGCAAGCCUCUCGCUUCCGUGGCCUGUUUCACGCCAAGUAGCACCUCAGAAUAUGCUGUCACUAACACAGGCAGCUGGCGACUGAUUGCACCCAUGGCAACUGCUCGCAUCCGACCCGCUCUGAUGGCUCUUCACGGAGGGGUCCUAUCAGUAGACGCCCGUGGCGCCGUGGAGUUUUUAGACCCCCCAAGUGUUGGUGACUACUCUUCACGCGGCCAGUGGACCAGUAUCCGUCUGCCCUGCAGCUCCACAGUUGGCGCACAGAAAUCUCACACCCUGACUUUGUUCCAGAGGCCCGUGCUGGCACUCGGACAAUCCGGCAACGUAUAUGUAUUUGAUCGGAGUUCGAACCUGGUUGCCUGCCUCCUGGCUGACGGAAACCUCAACCCCAGUGCACCGAUGAUGGAGUCAGUCCACUCCACGCAGAACCAUUACGAAAUCGCAGACGGCAUCGGAGACUUGGAUGCAGAAGCGGAAUCAGUAGUUGCAAAGGUUCUUGGGACAAUGCGUGCAUGGCGGCCGCUCAAUCCAGUCAGCGAGACAUUCCUUCUGGAAGACGCCUGUUUGAUCCCGGCCCAGAGUCAAAUUGCAAAAACAAUCAACGGUCUGGUCCGAUUGCGGGAGGAAACACGGGCGUCCCGUUCUACUAGCCUGCUUGUGUCAGCCUACAACUUUCUCACGCGGUCACACGGUACUGGAAAAUAA
Molecule: messenger RNA, 783 nt
Organism: Dibothriocephalus latus
Lineage: Eukaryota; Metazoa; Platyhelminthes; Cestoda; Diphyllobothriidea; Diphyllobothriidae
Source: the annotation of a GenBank genome assembly